AAAAUGCAUUGGAAUAAGUCCAGCUGACCAUUUAUGUAUGACUGAAAUGCUGACUUGACAUUGUUCUUGUCUAAUAAUUUGCAGUAAUUUGUUUUAGUCUGUUGCAGAAUGCAAGGCGACCUGUUUUCCAUUUCAUUCUAACAUAUUUGGAAGAAUGAUUGAUGGAGGGAGAGAGUGGUGGAGAGACAGAGGGGGGGGGGGGUUAAGCCCAUCCGGAGGAAGAAGCCAAGAAGCUUCGGCAAUUACACUUGCCAAAGCGGUUCCGUUUACCCAACAGGCUUGGCUUUUCCAACAUUUAGGACUCUGACUUUGACCGUCUUGCGCGCUUUCGGAGCUACGACGGCUCCGCGUCCCCCUCCGUCCGCGCGCUGUCGGCCAGGCGCCUGGAGAUCCGGGAUUCUUCUGAACUUAACCGGCAGUAGCGGCAGUUGUUUGGACCGGUUCUUUUUCAUAGCAGCGGAUUUACAAAACCUGCACCCCCUCUACCCCUCCUCCUCCUCCCGAUCGUUUUCACGGAACCGCAAUGAAAUUCAGCACCCUGGACAGCGACUGAUCCUUUCGGAACCCUGGACAGAGACUUAACGAGGCUGUGGAGAGGCUGGCAUGUGGCAGGAGGAGGUGGAAGGGAUGGAUCCUCAGUCCAGAGUAAGAGCCUCCCCCCGAGGAAGCCACCAUCAGACGCAAGGCCUCACAGGCCGUUGACCCGCUGUCUCUGUGAUUUAUGGCGGCAAGGGGCCCCUGGCCACUGCAGACUCCUCUCCCUUCUCUCCUCUGUUUCUCGACACACACGCUGCAGGACUGUGAGGAGACGCACACACUGCGCCAUCGUCAAUGGGAGCAUCCUGAGAGGGAUUCCGCGCGUAUGCUGAACUGCAGUCCCGGCAUCUCCACAUUCUACUCUGACUCAUCCAAAAAUAAACGUCUCCAUAAACGUUCCCACACUCCCACACCCUGUCCCACCACCCCAUCACAAGUGCAUUAAAGCAAGCUUGCUUUUAGAGCAUUCUCCAUUUGACUGUGUGGAUUACAAUCAGUCAUGGUGUGUCGAGUGUAGAGCUCUCGUGUAGCUGCUGCUGAGAGGCAGAGCUCGAUCAAUGGAAGUGUGCUAAGUGAUGAGAUGAUGCUCCUUUUUUCACGUGGCCUGAAAGAAAUCAGCAGCCAGCAUCUGCACGCACAUGGCUUUGCCUCUACAACACGUUAGUCCUCCUCUCUGAGCGAUAAGGCCUCUGACUACAGAUGUUAUUUUGAUUUUGGAUGGACAGUCGCACCCUUAAAAACUCUCAAACAACUUUUUCUUGUACCUGGAAAUUUUGAAAUACAUAAUUUCUACUCGGUUUUUGGUGUUGUUUCAAGCUGUGACCUAAGAGUGAGAGCCUGGAGGUUCCCUCGCCAUGGUGUUGCCACCCCCAGACAAACGCCACGUGUGCCUGACCACCAUUGUCAUCAUGACCAGCAUGGCCUUCAUGGAUGCCUACCUGGUGGAGCAAAACCAGGGUCCGAGGAAGAUCGGUGUGUGUAUCAUCGUGCUUGUGGGGGACGUUUGUUUCCUCAUCGUGCUGCGGUACGUGGCAGUGUGGGUGGGAGCGGAGGUGCGCACAGCUCGGAGAGGAUACGCCAUGAUCCUAUGGUUUUUGUACAUCUUUGUCUUGGAGAUCAAGCUGUACUUCGUCUUCCAGAAUUGCAAAGCUGACAGGAAAAGUCUGGAGACCGUGGCACGAAAAGCUCUGACAUUGUUACUAUCGGUGUGCGUACCGGGGUUGUACUUAGUUUUAGUAGCGCUGGAUAGUAUGGAGUACGUAAGAACUUUUAGGAAGAAGGAAGACAUGAGAAGUCGUUUGUUCUGGGUGGCCCUGGACCUGCUGGACUUACUGGACAUCCAAGCCAACCUGUGGGAACCCCAACGAACGGGCCUGCCCAUUUGGGCAGAGGGCCUGAUGUUCUUUUACUGCUACAUCCUGCUGCUCAUCCUGCCCUGUGUUUCCCUCAGUGAAAUCAGCAUGCAGGGGGAGCACAUGUCCCCUCAGAAGAUGAUGCUGUACCCGGUCCUUAGCCUGGUCACCAUAAACGUGGUCACCAUUCUCAUCCGUGGAGUGAACAUGGUGUUGUUUCAGGACAGCCGCGUAUCCACCAUCUUUGUCGGCAAGAACGUGGUUGCAAUCGCGACCAAGGCGUCCACCUUUUUAGAGUACCGCAAGCAGGUGAAGGAGUUCCCCCAUCCGCAGAACGCGAUGGCCCUAGAGCUGCAGCAGAACUCUGUCAGCCACACUCAGCCACUGCCCAACGCCACCAGUUUGCCACAUGAACCCUCGCCUGCGCAGGACGUUAUUGACACAUGACCGUGACACGUAGGAGGAUAAGGAAAAGCCCAGUCAGCUGCAUGACAGGAGGACAUUCUGUUCUGGAAAGGUUUAUGUGAACUUCUGUGAAACCACAGAAGACAUUUUUAGCAUCACCUGCCUGUCAGAAAACGCUGUAAACCUGCAGCUGACUCUGAGGCUCAAAAGUCCAAUCCAAGAUUUUUAACUUUGCCGUUUUAAUUGUUUCAGCUGUUUUAAAGGUUCAGACUUUACAAAGAGACAAUCCUGAAACUGUGAAGCCCAGUGACAUUUUGUUGUGUAAAAUGAAAAGUUGGUUCCCCUUCAGUGAGUAACUUGUAUUUUUUAAAGGUCACUUUUUUGACAGUGCUCCUGUGGCAUUUCCUUUGAAUUCCAGCGCCAAAAGACAUACCAGUCAGCGUGAAGCAAUGAUGAAGGGGCACUGCAGGGAUCCCCGCUCAGAUGCCUGACUCUUGUCACUCUCUAGUGACAAGAUCAGUCAUUAUGUCUGCUCUCCGCACUGGGCAGCAUCCGUUUGUAGCUUCUAGGUUUUUGUUCUGCUGAGAAAGGAGCUCUGCUGAAAGCUGCUGCCUCGGUCACCGCGAGGCUUUACAAUCAAAGAUCUGAUGAAAGCAGCAGUGCACAGCACUAUGCCGUCCACUGCCGGCAUCUGGGCGAGUGUUUUACUGUUUGCUGGUGUGCGGGCUCCUGCUUCUACUGAAGCGUGUGUGCUUCAAUUCAUCGGUCCUUUCCAGUUGUUUUGGAGCAAAUGCACCUGAAGGGUGUUGAGAUCUGCAAAGGAGGGAAGAAAUAUGUAGAUGUCAAAAACAAACCAAGACAAUGUGAUGAAGAUGCUUUCUGUUUUUGUUUUCUGUACUGUACAUUCCUCUAAACUAAAAAAGGAGAGAUCAGAUGAUGACUCAUGGAAGAAAUAACAAAAUAACAUAUAUUAAAACAUGGAAAAGCUUAUUAUUAUUAUUAUUAUUAUUAUUAUUAUUAUUAUGUACAGUCUUUACAUGUCAAAGCAGACGUUUUAAUAAAACUAUGAAUAA
This is a messenger RNA of Oryzias latipes (Japanese medaka), 3367 nucleotides long. RefSeq names its product transmembrane protein 121Ab (gene tmem121ab). The record is from RefSeq and is a predicted model, not a curated record. NCBI's taxonomy places the organism in Eukaryota, Metazoa, Chordata, Actinopteri, Beloniformes, Adrianichthyidae.